This is a messenger RNA of Drosophila willistoni, 824 nucleotides long. RefSeq lists its product as uncharacterized. The transcript has a single exon. Bases 34 to 513 code for a protein of 159 amino acids. NCBI's taxonomy places the organism in Eukaryota, Metazoa, Arthropoda, Insecta, Diptera, Drosophilidae. The record is from RefSeq and is a predicted model, not a curated record.
GUCCAGUCAAGUCCAAGUGUAAACACGUUGAAAAUGAAACAAAAGUUAAUUUUGCUGGCAUUAAGCGCUGUUUUUUUCAUCAGUUUGGCGGAGGGCGGUCUUUUGGGUCGCCUGUUGCAUCGUCAUCACUCCAACGAGACAGAAGCAACAACAACAACGGAGACAUCAGCUCCGCCUCUGUUCAUCAACAACAAUUUACCCCAAGUCGGUGAGGGCUGUGUGGCUCACUUUAGCUGCAGCAAGAAACUCACUCAAUUGCCAGUGCCACAUCCUUGCGUCAAGUAUUGCCUCAAACGCAUCGAUUGUCCCAACAAUGAGAAGAUGAAAGGCAAAUCCAAUCAAUGUGUGGAACUGAACGAGGCUGUGGUGCUGGCCGAACACGACUCCAACACGGAAGACUCUGGUUCCGGACAAACGACUGAGAAAAAUAUUAUGCAGGUAGCCAUGAUUGAUUUCCCUUGCCAGCCUGGUUAUCUUCCCGACAGUCGUGGCCGUUGCCGUGAAAUCUGGUAGAAGACGCCUUUGCAGCAUCGCCGUUUGACUCUCUUAAAUUUUGUAUCAAAUUCUGUUUAACAUAGAAUAUAAUACUUUCACCUGAACACACAAAACAAAUAUGAUUUUGGUUUAUAUCAAAAAAAAAAGAAAUUUCACAUUGUUAAGUAAGAUGAAGAAUCGAGUGAGCUAAAGUUUUUCAGGCUAUUGCCAAGUUUGCUGAUGAAAUAAUUAUUAUUAUUGUGGCUUUCAUUUCUUUCUCGAAUGCUUAUAAAAGGUAAUAAUAAUGAAAAACUUUAAUAAAAUGAGCUAACAAAUUGCUGAGACGCAUA